GGAUGAACGUUAUAGGGAUUUUCGUUUUUGGCUUAUCGGCGAUUUCUGUGGCAGUUUGUAUGACCACACCUCCACCAGUGUCAAUCUCAUGGCCAUGGGGGGACUGGAAACCAACCGGAUCGACACCUACAACAAUAAGAGGAAUCCAACCCGAAACAUCUGCGUCGCCGAUCCAGCGUGGUAACCGUUCAAGCACGGUGGGCAGGCAGACCGAAGCAGCACAUAAUUCCGGAAUCACGGCCGUGGUGGGACUGGAAUGCAAACGGAUCGAUACCUGAAAAUACAACAGUUAUUGAGGACGGCCGAAGGUCUAUUGCUACAACGGAAUCAGAAUUAACUUGGGAAUCUACUCAUGAACUCCAUAAAUUUCGUGAUCCGGAUUAUGUAUCAUCAUCAACAAAGUAUAAUGCGACGAAUUUUUAUGAGAGAGCGAUGUGCAAGAAAUCACAGGCUGAAAAAAUUCUAAACGCUACUCUGAGUUCUAUUGACGCAGCAUUAAUAUCGGAUAUUAGAAUGUUUGAUAAAAUGCGUAACAUUAAGAUCGAUGAAGCUAAACAGGUAGCUGAUGCUGAGAAAAAACGCUUGGAGAAGAUACUUUGGCACGUUAUUCAAAAUAUUAAAGCUGAAUGUGACAAUGGAGAUAAAGAGUAAGUAAACUCAUUCAGGCUCGAGAGAAUGUCAAUUGUGUCAUGUGAGAGAAAAAAUCAAAUCAGCAUUAAUUGAUAUGCAUAACCAGAAAGAUCAAAAAUAACAUUUUUUUUCAAACUCCUCUAAGCAACUUUACUCAUCGUAUAAUUUCCUAAAAAUCCGCUAGAUGGCAGUGAACCAUUAUCUAAAUUCUGUAUCGCGGUGAUAAGAUUUUUCCUCAAAUGGUGACUAU
This is a messenger RNA of Hyposmocoma kahamanoa, 880 nucleotides long. RefSeq lists its product as uncharacterized. The coding region runs from base 3 to 278 and encodes 91 amino acids. Lineage: Eukaryota; Metazoa; Arthropoda; Insecta; Lepidoptera; Cosmopterigidae. The record is from RefSeq and is a predicted model, not a curated record. The transcript has 6 exons.